UUGAAAAUAACCUAUGUUUUGCACGACUAUAGACCUAAGACCGAAGUAGAUUUAAUCACAGGAUUUAAUAUUGAACAGGCAAUAAUAUUAAAAAUAAAAUGAAACUGUCGAGAGUUUUAUACGCUCAACAUAUCGGAUUUAUGUUUAAAAAGCAUUGGAUGAUACAGGGCAAACGAGUGCCUAUAGAUACAGGUAUCGAACAGUAUUUAAAAGAAAAGGGCAUAAAAGUUGAAGAUGCUCUAGAAUUUGUGAAAGAAGAACCAGUUUUGCAUGAAAGGCUUAACAUCGUAGGGCCUUAUGAAAGACCUUUGCCUUUAGACCAAAAUCACCCAGAUUACAAGGAAAAACCAUGUUACACCCUUAAAAAUACAACUGUUCUUCUGGAAGGUGUUGCCCAAGCACAAGUUUUGACAAAAACUGUCAUAGCUCAAAAUAAACUUCCACCAAGAAUAGAAGAGUUGGCAACACUACCAGCACCUAAAGCUGUUCACGAAGGAGUUAAAAAAGCAAUCUUAAGUGCGAAUGUAUUUGAUUGCGAACAGAAAAAAUUGCCAAAAAUCAAAGAUUCAGAGAGACCAGCAUAUAACUUUCCUCGGAUUUUAGGAAUAUCAGACAGGCGUAGAAAUGUAAUCUUAACAAACAGAUUAAUACAACUUGUUGAAAAGAGCAGCGAUGUUGAUGUCACUCAGAACAAGUAUGUUGUAAAUGAUGUUGAAUGUAGCACUCUAUUUGACAAAGACGACGAACUCAUACAAUUUCAGGAGAUAUCCAACAUUCUAGUCACAAGUAAUAAGCCCCUGAAACAUGACAUAGAAGAUGAUACAGACUUCAUUGACAUACCUGAUUUAUAUCCUGUAAAGCAUACAGUGACAUUACCAACUGAGCAUUUCUAUAAUGAGUCUAGUAAAUACCCAAUCCGGUCAACCGUUGCCUUGAAAUAUCCCCACACCACGUGGCUGCACUACAAUCCUACAGAGGUGAAGAACAUCUAUGAAGAGCCAGUAACCAAUCACCAAGUGCUUGGACGUUCGUUGACUCAUGCCUUUACUGUUGCUUCCGCAUUCGCAAAACAAUUAUAUGGGGAAGAUGUAAAAGACUUGCCGGAACCUGUACAUGUAAAUUGUAUACAAACAGAUGGCCAGAAUUACCAUUUUGGAGUAUUUGAACUGAAUACAUUAAAUGUUGACGGUGUGGAGGGCACUAAGAAUGUAUGGUAUUGCAAGAAUGAUAUGAAGUUGUACGACUCAAGCCGUUAUUUCAGUGGAAUGCCGUCAUUAGAAAACUACAACCCUAAAGUAUAUGGCUAUAUAAAUGCCUUUUACAAUUGUUAAGUUAAAUUACUGUAUAGUUGUAUAGUUAUAGUCUAAUAAAUAAAUAUAGUUU
Colias croceus (clouded yellow) is the source of this 1383-nucleotide messenger RNA. RefSeq names its product 39S ribosomal protein L37, mitochondrial (gene mRpL37). The record is from RefSeq and is a predicted model, not a curated record. Lineage: Eukaryota; Metazoa; Arthropoda; Insecta; Lepidoptera; Pieridae. Bases 99 to 1331 code for a protein of 410 amino acids. Gene Ontology annotation, cellular component: mitochondrion. The transcript is spliced from 5 exons.